This is a messenger RNA of Aspergillus pseudonomiae, 917 nucleotides long. RefSeq lists its product as uncharacterized. NCBI's taxonomy places the organism in Eukaryota, Fungi, Ascomycota, Eurotiomycetes, Eurotiales, Aspergillaceae. The transcript is spliced from 2 exons. The record is from RefSeq and is a predicted model, not a curated record. Gene Ontology annotation, cellular component: plasma membrane; cell cortex of cell tip. Gene Ontology annotation, biological process: fungal-type cell wall organization. The coding region runs from base 130 to 564 and encodes 144 amino acids.
AACGCUGAUAGCUCAACAACCAAAUUCGUCGGGAUUGUGGUGGAUGUCGCAAAUCACAGAAGUGCAGUAAAGGCACGAAAUACCAAAACUAUAGGGGCCGUGGAGUGAUUCACGGAUUUCUUGGGGUACAUGCAUCCGGAAGGGGGAGUGAGAUUCAGGGUGGCUCAAGUAGGGCGAGAUGAUGUCAUAAACAAAAUUGAAGCUCCUCUUACUGAGAUGCAUUUGAUUGGGAUACUGAGCUAUUGUCGUGGAAGCUCGAACCGCACGUUCUCAAACCUAACUGACUGUGCUCCGCCGAGCUUCUCUUUCACGUUUAACUUUGAAGAUGUUUUUAGGGCACAGCAAGGGGCUUCCAAUGUAUUAAUUCCUCAAGCGAUACAUGAUACGAUUGGAUAUUAUAGGAACUGCACACAAUGGGCUAUUUUUGCUUACCUAACAGCAUCCUGUUCAAUAGGGCUCAUAGUCCUGAUCAGUUUUACAGCUGUCUGUUCUCGGUUGGGAAGUGUGAUUACGAGUCUGUUCGCCCUGGUGAGGGGAACCGUCCCUUUAUUAUGCUUUUGCUGAAACCAGUAGACAGCAGCAUUUUCUAGUUUCGGAGCAUCUCUUACCGUUCUUUUCGCGAGCGAAGCCCUCGCUAGCAGCUUGAACUCUGUGUCGACAAUAAUUGGCGUUGAGAUAACCCUCGGACGGCGAGCUAUGAUUAUAUCGUGCAUCGGAACAGCGUUGGUCAUUAUAGCAGCUCUGAUAUUGCUUGCACAUACAUGCUACGGACCUGCUAAACCGAGGAUAAAAACUGAACAGAGGGUCCAAAAUAGCUAGGGCAGUACUAUAGAAUCCCGAGCUCUCCUAGGCUUUACCUCAUAGACUGGAGACACUGAUAAAGGAGACAGGUCUUGGGGCUGGUGGGGUGGGGAAAC